Molecule: messenger RNA, 2754 nt
Organism: Saccharomyces paradoxus
Lineage: Eukaryota; Fungi; Ascomycota; Saccharomycetes; Saccharomycetales; Saccharomycetaceae
Gene: ORC1
Product: origin recognition complex subunit 1
Exons: 1
Coding region: 1-2754 (917 amino acids)
Biological process (GO): mitotic DNA replication checkpoint signaling; DNA replication initiation
Cellular component (GO): nuclear origin of replication recognition complex
Molecular function (GO): chromatin binding; ATP binding; DNA replication origin binding
Source: RefSeq, a predicted model, not a curated record
AUGGCAAAAACGUUAAGGGAUCUCCAAGGCUGGGAGAUAAUAACAACUGAUGAGCAGGGAAAUAUAAUCGAUGGAGGUCAGAAGAGACUACGCCGGAGAGGUGCUAAAACUGAAUGCUACUUAAAGAGAAGUUCUGAUGGGACUAAACUUGGUCGUGGCGAUAGUGUUGUCAUGCAUAAUGAGGCUGCAGGGACUUACUCGGUUUAUAUGAUCCAGGAGUUAAGAAUUAAUACAUUGAAUAAUAUUGUCGAACUCUGGGCUCUCACCUAUUUGAGAUGGUUCGAAGUCAAUCCACUAGCUCAUUAUAGACAGUUCAAUCCUGACGCUAACAUAUUAAAUCGUCCUUUAAGCUAUUACAAUAAAAUAUUCUCUGAAACUGCAAAUAAAAAUGAACUAUACCUGACUGCAGAAUUAGCGGAAUUGCAGCUAUCAAAUUUCAUCAGGGUUGCCAAUGUAAUGGAUAGUAGCAAAUGGGAAGAAUCAAAAGGGAGUGUUGAUACAGAAAGAGAUUUUAUGGUUCAUUACAUCUGUGAACCAACUGGAGAGAAGUUUGUGGACAUUGAUAUCGAGGAUAUUAAGGCUCAUAUAAAAAAAGUGGAGCCAAGAGAAGCCCAAGAAUAUUUGAAAGAUUUAACACUUCCAUCGAAGAGGAAAGAAAUUAAAGGAAGCUCCCCAAAAAAGAAAAACAAAACUACUCGAAUGACCCAAAAUCCAGAUGCAGGAACAAGAGGCACAGAUAUAACGGAUGAUGAGGAUAGUAAUGAUGUUGAUUCAUCUGAUUAUCAAAGCCCAUCAGAUGCCUACAUUAGUGAGGAAAUAAAUAGCGAUGAAAUAUCCGCAGAUGAACUUGAAGAAGAAGAAGAAGAAGAAGAGGACAAUAAUGAUGAUGAUGAAGAACAGAAUGAACCUAGGCGUAUAAAUUCACCAAGGAAAAGAGGUCGCAAGAUAAAACUAGCUGAAGGUGAUACUGAUGCUUCUAUACAACCGUCCCCAAAAAGAAGAGGUCGUAAACCUAAAGAUCCUAGUAAACCACGUCAGAUGCUGUUAAUAUCUUCAUGCCGUGCGAAUAAUACUCCUGUGAUUAGAAAAUUUACAAAAAAAAAUGUUGCUAGAGCCAAAAAGAAAUAUACCCCCUUUUCUAAAAGAUUCAAAUCAAUUGCUGCAAUACCAGAUUUAAAUUCACUGCCCGAAUUUUACGGAAAUUCUUCAGAACUAAUGGCAUCAAGCUUUGAAAACAAGUUAAAAACCACCCAAAAGCAUCAAAUUGUAGAGACAAUUUUUUCCAAAGUUAAAAAACAGUUGAAUUCUUCGUAUGUCAAGGAGGAAAUAUUAAAGUCGGCAAAUUUUCAAGAUUAUUUGCCUGCUAGGGAGAAUGAAUUUGCCUCAAUUUAUCUAAGUGCGUAUAGUGCAAUUGAGUCGGACUCUGCUACUACUAUAUAUGUGGCCGGUACUCCUGGUGUGGGGAAAACUUUAACCGUGAGAGAAGUCGUAAAGGAACUACUAUCAUCUUCUGCACAACAAGAAAUACCAGACUUUCUUUACGUGGAAAUAAAUGGAUUGAAAAUGGUAAAACCCACAGACUGUUACGAAACUUUAUGGAACAAAAUAUCAGGAGAAAGGUUAACAUGGGCAGCUUCAAUGGAGUCACUAGAGUUUUAUUUUAAAAGAGUGCCGAAGAACAAGAAAAAAACCAUUGUAGUCUUAUUGGAUGAACUUGAUGCCAUGGUGACGAAAUCUCAAGACAUCAUGUACAAUUUUUUCAAUUGGACUACUUAUGAAAAUGCCAAAAUUAUUGUCAUUGCAGUAGCCAAUACAAUGGACUUACCAGAACGUCAGCUAGGUAAUAAGGUUACUUCAAGAAUUGGGUUUACAAGAAUUAUGUUCACUGGGUAUACUCAUGAGGAGCUAAAAAAUAUUAUUGAUUUAAGGCUUAAAGGAUUGAACGACUCGUUCUUCUAUGUUGAUACAAAGACUGGCAAUGCUAUCUUAAUGGAUGUGGCUGGACAUGACGCUACAGUGAGACAAACGUUGCCUAAUGACGUAAAGAAAGUUCGCCUAAGAAUGAGUGCUGAUGCCAUUGAAAUCGCCUCGAGGAAAGUAGCAAGUGUUAGUGGUGAUGCAAGAAGAGCACUGAAAGUUUGUAAAAGAGCGGCGGAAAUUGCUGAAAAACACUAUAUGGCUAAGCAUGGUUAUGGAUAUGACGGAAAGAUGGUUAUUGAAGAUGAAAGUGAAGGCCAAAUGUACGAUGAUGAAGAUAAAGAUCUUAUUGAGAAUGACAAAGCCAACAAAGACGAUGGCAAUGACGAUGACGACGGGGUACAAACCGUUCACAUUACGCACGUUAUGAAAGCCUUAAACGAAACCUUGAAUUCCCACGCGAUUACAUUUAUGACGCGACUUUCAUUUACAGCAAAACUGUUUAUUUAUGCAUUAUUAAAUUUGAUGAAAAAGAACGGAUCUCAAGAACAGGAACUAGGUGAUAUCGUCGACGAAAUCAAGUUACUUAUUGAAGUAAAUGGCAGCAAUAAGUUUGUUAUGGAGAUAGCCAAAACAUUGUUUCAACAGGGAAGUGAUAAUAUUUCUGAACAAUUGAGGAUCAUAUCAUGGGAUUUCGUUCUCAACCAGUUGCUUGACGCGGGAAUAUUGUUUAAACAAACCAUGAAGAACGAUAGAAUAUGCUGUGUUAAGCUGAAUAUAUCAGUAGAAGAAGCCAAAAGAGCCAUGAAUGAUGAUGAGACGUUGAGAAAUUUAUAG